GUCUGACGGCCAUCUUGAGUCUUGUGUAGCUUUGUUAGUGGUGGCAGGAGGAUGUGUCCGGCUCCCCGCUCCUCCUGACGUUCAUGGCUCUCCUUGCCUCCCGCGUACAUUAUAUGGAGCGCCUGUGUCACUCCCACGCGUUAUUUGAAGCCUCGGUAGCGAGUCGCGGUGCAGCAGGGCGCGGCGAGAUAAAGUGUGAUUAGUGGCGUGUGUGUGUGUGUGUUGAGGUGACAAGUGAGUGUAAACAAAGUGUGUAGCCCACCUGGAUUAGGGCAUCUUCCCUUCCCCCUCUUCUCUCUCUCCUGCACCUCCGUCAGGAACCAUGGGCUCCAGGAACAUACCCACUGAUAAGGUGAGAGGCGAGGACGGCCAGCUGGUAAUUGUGGCGGGAGGCAAGAUCAAUCUCCGCCUCAUCCUGGUGAGCGGAAAGACGAAAGAGUUCCUCUUCAGCCCCAGUGAGUCAGCAGGAGAUAUAGCACAGUUUGUAUUCGACAAUUGGCCUGAAGAAUGGGCAGAUGAAAGUGUCAGCAAGGCAGAAAUUUUACGUUUGAUUUACCAAGGGCGGUUUCUUCAUGGAAAUGUAACGUUAGGAGCUCUGGGCCUUCCUGCUGGCAAAACUUGCGUCAUGCAUCUUGUGCCCAGAGAGAAUCUGCCGGAGCCAAACUCACAAGAUCAACGACAAAAGAGCAAGGGUGGAUCUUCGAGCUGCUGUUCUGCUUCUUGUGCCAUCCUCUAGUGACCAUGGACCUACCAUCAUUGGCCCCGUGUCACCAAUGACCACAUCUCUAAGUCACAGCCAUAUUUACCAUCCACUGCCUAUCCAACACCAGUCAGCACCGUCAACUACAAUGCUAUAAUCUGGCUACAUUAUGACAAGAGUAACUUGACUCCAUUCAUCAGGCUCUGGUGACUUGUUAAUGUAGUGCUGUUUCCUCACACCCUGACAAUACACACUAUGUAUCUUGUACAGCAAGAAUGCAUAAGAAUUUUAAAAAUUGGGCUGUUUUUAUAUUAAAGCUACUAAAUAUUUAAACUGGUAAUUUAUAGUGAAGGAGUUGUGUAGUGUUGAUGUGCAAGUAACAAUUAUAUUGACUGUUCAGAGACAUUAUAUUGCAUGAUCAUCACUCAAGGUGGCCUUCGUAAUAGCCCAAUGCAGGAAUACGUAAGUGCUGUAAAAAGAACUAGUGUAGUAAACUGGUGCGCUCUUGUGACAGGCCACGUUAAAAGCUCCCUCCAGCUCUCCUGUUGAAUCCCAGAUACCAUGUAUCAGUAAGUAAUUUUGCAAAUAGAUAUCCUGUCUUGCAAGUCACAAAUGCUGAAGCUAGAGUGAAAUAGAAAAGUUUAUUGUAUUUUUUUUAAUAUUUUUUUUGCUAUUGAUAACAAGUAUUUUUUUUAUCUGUAAAUGAGAAUGAUAAGUGUUGGUAACAAAUUAAGUGAAGGAUGGUGAGAGAACUUUCCCCCUGGGUGGUUUAGUCUGUGAUGAACUUCUUCCUCCUUGUCCUCCCAGUUUGAUGGUGGGGAAAUGACUGUGAGAGUAUCACAUGCUUGAUUCAAAAUGGUUUGUGUGUUGACUUUUGCAGAGAAAUGUGUGCAGGCAAAGACAGUAACGUGUCUUGCAAUAUUGGAAUGUAAACUCCAUGUAAUUUGGAGUGGCAAAUUUCAGAGCUUUCAUCCAGUGACUGAUGAUGGGUGUUUAGGCACUGGUACAAUUCAUGAUUGUACAUAUAUAUAAAUAUAUAUAUGAUAAGCAAAUAAAAAGAUUAUGUGAUAUAAAUGAUAAUGUGUAGGCCACUCAUGUAACUGUUUCAUCUGUCCAGACAAUGUUUCAAGGUGGUUGUCUACACCUGUGUUGCUUUGUUUGUUUCUUGCCAGUGUAGGUCAGAUAUCCUCCGGCAUGAUACAGGGCAUGCUGGCAGUGUGGGGGCAACUAGGGUCUUACCUUCUACAACCACAAAUUCUGAUGCCAGUCCAGAAAUGCUGGGCACUUUUUGUUAUUAAUCUUAACUUAAAUCAAUAUUUUUCUUUUACUGUAAAUGUUUUACUAUAGCAUGAAUUUUUAUCCAGCAUAUAUUUGUAUUUAUCAUAGAAAUAAUAAUAAAUCUUCGCAUUGAUCCUGAAAUUAGAUAACAUUAUCAUUUUAAACACAGAAAUGAUUCAUAUCAAGACUUGAGAAUUGGUGCUUUACCCAGCAUGCCCCAUGUGACCUGAUGCCUGACCCCUCCAGUCACACAGCUAUUGGUGUGGCAGCCACUUUCUUUUAUAACGAACAGUACAGUGAGCAAAGCUUUAGUACCGUAUAACACUCCCAGCUUGCAGAGUUCCAGUCCACUGUGAUUGAAGCUAUCCACUUAAUCAGUGUGCUCUUUAUUUAGCCAUACUAGAAUUACUAUGUAAUCUGUCAAUAUAGACUGUAUUAUUCAUACUCUAUCUUCCUGCUUCAGUCACAGUGGUGGGUAAUGCUCAGCUAUUUGGAAAAAUACAUAAAGUUAAGAGCAAACUCCUUUAGAAAGAUUUUAUUAAAGUGUGUGUGACCUGAGUUAUUAUCCUCAUUGUAGAUCUGAGAAGAUAGUCAUGUAGUUUGGCUAGAAAAAUCACUUGCAAUCCUACAAUGAGAACAUUUAUCUUGUAACUUCAUUGUCUCAUUUUUCAGAUAUGAGAAUAUGUGAGUGUUUGCAUGUUUUCUUUCUAAAAAAAAAUAUAUAUAUCUUGGCAUUUACCAUGAAUGUCUUUGUGCUAUACUCAUCAUUUCAUCACAUUUCAUUUCAUAAUAACUCAUAAUUAUGUGCUCAUUCCCCAUCAGCAUGUCAAAUAUGAUUGUAACGUUCCUCAACACGAUGAGUAACGUGUGUAAUAUUCCUCAACAUAUGACAUCUACAGUGUUCCUCAUCAUGAGAAAUGCUCCCUCAAUCCAUAUGGUAGCUGGGAGAAACAUUUACCACCCACACUUACUUUAAGGUUGAGUUUCUAAUAUUCUGGUGAUUAUCAUACCUCAUCGGAGUAAACCCCUCAGUCAUCAAGAGGGCGGCUCUAUGUGAGAGAUGGUAAUGUUAAUGAGCAAUCCUGCAAGUACCUCAGAUGUAAUUGUUUUCUUCAGAUUGUUUAUUUUUUAAUUAUUUUGUUCAUAGGUGAUUAUAAGGAUGACAUACAGGUUAUUUUUAAAAUUACUUAGCCUUAAGUUUCAGAUAUUUGGUAGCCAAAUCACAAGUUUCUUAUUUGUUUGAAGGUCAUGUUAGUAGUUCAACACUGCCAAGACCUCGGUCAUGAUUAUAGAUUGUGGCAUAACGAAGCGAGUCGUGGCUUGUUCCAGGUCUUGGAGUCAUGGCAUCUUUCUCUCUUGAUGGAAAAUAUGCCAUAAAAGAUCAGAUCUGAAGCCUAUUAGUUUCAAAAACUCAAAUCGAUUUAUAAUGCUGUAUAUCUAUGAAAAUGGUAGAAUAAAUGGGCCUCACUUUUUUUCUUGGAAGGUUAGUUCACGUUGUGCUGUAGUAACCAGUUACCAUUUUACAUCAAAAUAUUGUGCAAUUGACACUUACAGAUAAUUUGUAUAAAAAUAUACUAGGAACAUUGUAUGUAUUAUGAUAGGGAGAUGCGAUAAAUGUUGGCUCCUCAAGGUAUAUUGCACAAAAUUACAUAUCAUUAUAAUGGCAGUCAUUUCAGUUUAAUGACAUUUGUUUUUUUAUUUCUUGAUGAAUUUGCUCAGAUCCAAGGCCACAUGAUUGACUUACAAUGAGUUCUCUAAUGAGUCAGGAUUCGUGUUACAGUACUGUAAAGCUUACAACGAUCAAAGUUUUAUUUACAUCAUAUUUAAGUCAUUUUAAAAUUGUAUAAUUUUGUAAAUUGCAACUUGUAACAUCACUAGAUAUUUUGUGCAAUAGAUAAUUAACAUUGAACUAAAUGAGACAUGUCUCGUAAGCUUUGCCCUCUUCAAAAUCUAUGUACAGUAUAUAAAUAUAAAUUAUUUUAACUUGCAUGUUGGUCCGAUUGAUCGAUGUGUAUAAUUAAUUAUAUUUAAAUUUGUAUUUUCUUGGCAGUCAAAGUUGUAUCCUGAUGUUGAGCAGUAAACCUUGAGUGUGUUGGUGUAGGUGAUGACUGAUGAGCGACCAGUCAGGAGUGAACAUUAGUCAGAACAGCAGCAUCUUUUUUAUCCUUCACAUUACUUUUGACGUUUGCAUCAAAACCAUAUAUUGUAUAACUUUUGCGGUUGAAUAGAUACUUUCACAUCUUAGGAAAUUAUUUAUACUAUAUAAUAAAUAUUAUACUUCUUGGGUGAUUUUAAAAGCACAUGUUUUAGAAGCAAAUCUGGUGCAUUUGAAUUCAGUUAACAUUUAUUAAUCUCUUGCAUUUUUGUGAUUGAUUCUUUUGAUUAUGGCUGCUGGUUACACCAUCCAAGCAAAUGUUUAGCCAUCUUGGGAGUGAUCGUAAAUGGUUGAAAUACUCAUUCAUUAAUGGGAAAUUUAUGAGGGAGGAAUGCAAAAAUUACGAAAUUGGAUUAUGUGAUCUUACAAAUGAAUUGAUUUUAUUAAUAUUUGUACUGUAUCUAGUGUUCAUUGUGCAUGUUUGUUUUGCUUUAGACCCCUUGAGUACUACACGUAAUAAAAGGAAGGUCACUCUAUAUCUAAUCAACAAAUAUUCCCUUUUAGCAAAGACAAAAUUUAUCUGUGUACUUCAUUGGUGUUCUUGUUCUAUACUGUAGAAUGUGCAGUAGUGUGGCUUCCAAAAUUGUUCUGUUAUUUAAGUUGUAUUACAGUUUCCUGUGGGAAAUUAGUUGAGCAGGUUGUGGAAUGACCAUGUAUUCCUUGUAGCGGUGCAGUGUUACUCCCUCGUACCAAACAGGCAUUGCUGCCUCACUGGAUGACAUUAGCAACAUGCUUUUCACUAGUGACACCCCCUCGACCUUUCAGGUUUAUCCGAGAGAGGGCCAUUAUAAAUAAAUUGUAAUGUGAUUUUGAAGUUCUAAUAUUAAGUGGUAAUGAAAACACUAGUUGAAAUGCUGUUCUGAUGAUCCCCUUCAUUUUCUCAAAUUAUAUUCAUGUAUUGUACAGCCACAAUAUUAUUGAUCAUGAAUAUUAAAUAUAUAUUGUAUAGUCACUGAAAGAAGAUUCACAUAUUACUAUACAGUAAUACUCAUGAUCAUUGCAAUCGGUCUCUGAAAUCCAAUGAGUGCUAAGGGUUGGGCCUAUUAGGGUCAUAAUUUAUAAUUUAGUUGUAACACAAUCCAUGCACAUGGUACUCAAAUGUUAUUUUUAUGGAAUCAUAGCUGUCCUCCCUCUGUCAUUCCUAAUUUUGUUUCAGUAUUUUGGAAUGUACUUCCUGUUAUCAAUGGAUGCAUAUUACUGCAGUAAUAUACUUCCCUGUAUUAUAUUGUGAAUAUUUAAAUAAAGGACCAUUGUCCUAGAUA
Molecule: messenger RNA, 5395 nt
Organism: Procambarus clarkii (red swamp crayfish)
Lineage: Eukaryota; Metazoa; Arthropoda; Malacostraca; Decapoda; Cambaridae
Product: ubiquitin-like protein 3
Molecular function (GO): protein binding
Source: RefSeq, a predicted model, not a curated record